Messenger RNA from Megalops cyprinoides (Indo-Pacific tarpon), 4205 nucleotides. Its product is annotated as E3 ubiquitin-protein ligase RNF123. The record is from RefSeq and is a predicted model, not a curated record. Gene Ontology annotation, molecular function: protein binding; ubiquitin-protein transferase activity. Bases 192 to 4112 code for a protein of 1306 amino acids. Gene Ontology annotation, cellular component: cytoplasm. The transcript has 39 exons. NCBI's taxonomy places the organism in Eukaryota, Metazoa, Chordata, Actinopteri, Elopiformes, Megalopidae.
GAUUGUUGUUGUCAAAAUUUAAAGGGGGAGACGGGAUUCCGAACCGUCCGCUCGGCUGGACCUUUGUGCGUGUACAGUUAGCUACGAAAAGAAUAAGUAGAAAAACAUACAGUGUGUAAAUCUUACGAAGAGGGCGAGUGUAUAUAAGGAACAGAAAUCCAACAUUAGAGUGCCAACCACAAAGAACAAGCAUGAGCUCCAAGGGGAGCAGCACUGCCUUGUCCCGCCGAAACUACCGUCUGGCCCCUGACACAGACAAGCCCAAAGUGGCAGGCAUUGUCAAUGAGAAGCUGCUGAGUGACUACCUGUACCAUGUCUUCCCCCCCUCCAAUAAGCACAGUGUUCCCUCUGCGGCUUUCAGGAAAACCCUGACCUUCCAGGACCUUGGGGCCCACCUGGAGCGGCUGCUGUCUGAGGGAGAGGCUGCGGAGGACACUAGAGAUCAGGUGAUUGAUGGGCGUCUCGGCCCCCCCACUGUUGUCCUGGACCACACCAGUGGCUUUGAGGGGCUCCUUUUUGUAGAUGAUGACCUUUUGGGGGUCAUCGGCCAUAGCAAUUUCAGCUCUAUCAGAGCCACUACCUGUGUCUUCAAAGGAAAGUGGGUCUAUGAGGUACUUAUCUCCUCCCAAGGAUUGAUGCAGAUCGGGUGGUGCACCCUGAACUGCAGGUUCAACCAGGAGGAGGGUGUGGGUGACACGCCGGACUCGUACGCGUACGAUGGAAACCGAGUACGCAAGUGGAAUGUCACAACCACUAACUACGGCAAGUCGUGGGCUGCUGGUGAUAUUGUGAGCUGCUUGAUAGACCUGGAUGAGGGGACCAUAACCUUUUGCCUAAAUGGGCAGUCCCUGGGCACAGCCUUCAGUAAUAUUAAGACGGGUCCUGGCAUUGCCUAUUUCCCCGCCAUUAGCCUGUCCUUCAAGGAGUCGGUGGCAUUCAACUUUGGCAGCCGCCCACUUCGAUACCCUGUGGAGGGCUACCUGCCCCUGCAGAACCCCCCCACUGCUGACCUCGUCAAAGCAAACAGGCUGCUGGGUUACAUCAAGACCGUGCUAUCCACUACAAUAGACACACAGGAGGGGAAGCUGCUGGAGAAGGACAGUUCAGGCUGGCAGCUGCAGGGGGAGCCCACAGUCCUGGUCACACUAGCUCACAUCUUCAACUACUUCGCUCCCCUUAUGUGCAAGGUAUACCUGGUGGAGGACGUCCUCAUGAACUUCCUGCUCAGUAUCCUGGAGGGCGGCGGGUCAGUGGAAGAACACCCCCUCAUCCAGCAGCUCUUGGACCUCUUCUGGCUGCUCAUGGAGGACCAUGAGGUGAAUGAGUGCCUGAAGCAGCUGAUGAUGUCCCUGCUGAGGGCCUACAGGUUCUCCCCCAUCAUCCCCGACCUGGGCUUCCAGAUUCAUUACUUGCGCUUGACAGCUGCGAUCCUUCGCCAUGAGAAGUCCAGGAAGUACCUUCUUAGCAAUGUCUUGUUCGACGUGCUGCGCUCUGUGGUGUUCUUCUACAUUAAGACUCCUCUGCGGGUGAAGGAGGCCGGGCUGGAGGAGCUCAUCCCCACCACCUGGUGGCCGACGCGCUUUGACAAGGAGGGCAGGGACGAGCGGGAGCCGAGGGAGGAGAGCGCAGAGGAGCGGCUGAGGCGCCGGGCUUACGAGCGCGGCUGCCAGAGACUCAAGAAGAGGAUCGAAGUGGUGGAGGAGCUGCAGGUCCAGAUCUUGAGGCUGAUGCUCAACAACAAGGACAAAGGGACGGGGGAGGCCUCUCGGUACAUAUUCCUGAAUAAAUUCCGCAAGUUCCUUCAGGAGAACGCCAGCAACCGCGGGAACCCCACGGUGCUGUGCCCCCCGGAGUACAUGGUCUGCUUCCUGCAUCGCCUCAUCACCGCCAUCAGGGGCUACUGGGACGAGGGAAAGAGGAAGAGCCCCGGCACUGUCAGCAGCGAAGAGGCCUAUGUCCCUCCACAGCUCUUCUACAAUGGCAAAGUAGAUUAUUUCGACCUGCAGCGUCUUGGAGGGCUCCUCUCUCACCUCAAAAAAACUCUCAAAGAUGACCUUGCAUCCAAAGCCAAUAUCAUCAUUGAUCCCUCUGAGAUCCAGGCCACUUCGAUGGAUGACCUAGACGAGGAUGAGGAGAGCGGAGCCGCUCAGCAGCGGCCUUUUGGCGCGGCAGCUAUGGGGGGCGCCCUGGCUCGGCCGAGCUGGCUGAGCUCUCCAACUUUGGGGAGAGCCAAUCGCUUUCUCAGCACCGCAACCGUCAGCCUCAUGACUCCUCGCCGGCCUCUGGCCCCGCCAGAAAAGGUCAAAGUUCGCACCCUGGCAGUGGAACAGAGGACAGAGGAGGACAUCGAGGGAAGCCAUGGUAACGAUGGGCUGUUGCUGGGGCGACCGCUGGAAGAGCCUGACCAGCCAAUCACAGAGAAGUCCCUACUGGAGAUUCUGGACGGUAUUGUGAUGAUGUACAACCUGAGUGUUCAUCAGCAGCUGGGCAAGAUGGUUGUGGUGUCGGAUGAUGUCCAUGAAUACGCUGUGGCUCUGAAGGACACAGAAGAGAAGAUAGCACGCUGUCCAAGUAGGAGACCAGACAUCCUGGAGGAGUUACAGAAGAGCCAGAAGGUUUUCUCAGAGAAGCUGAACCACCUGAGCCGGAGGCUGGCCUGGAUCAAUGCCACCAUCUACUCCAAGGAGAAGAUGCUGGACGUGUAUUGGCUGCUGCGCGUGUGCAUCCGCACCAUCGAGCACGCGGACAACACCGGCUCCCUGUUCGCCUUCGCCCCCGAGUUCUACCUCAACGUGGCCAUGAACAGCUACAGCGCACUUAAGAACUACUUCAGCCCCUCCAACAGCAUGGAGGAGCUGCCAGGCUACGAGGACACGCUCACCCAGCUCGCUGCGAUCCUGGCCAAGCACUUUGCAGACCCCCGCAUCGUGGGAACAGAUAUCAAAGACUCUCUGAUGCAGGCCCUGGCCAGUUAUGUGUGUUACCCACAAUCCCUCAGGGCUGUGGAAAGGAUCCCAGAGGAACAACGGGUGGCCAUGAUGAGAAACCUUCUGGCCCCCUACGAGCAGCGGCCCUGGGCUCAGACCAACUGGAUCCUGGUGCGGCUGUGGAGGGGCUGUGGGUUCGGGUACAGGUACACACGCCUACCCCAUCUGCUCAAAACCAAACCUGAGGACGCCAACCUGCCCAGCCUGCAGAAGCCCUGCCCCUCCCUCCUGCUCCAGAGGCACAUGGCAGAGCUGCUGAGCCAGGACAAAGACAUGGCGGCCAGCUUCCUCAACAGCGUCCUCAACCAGCUCAACUGGGCCUUCUCCGAGUUCAUCGGCAUGAUUCAGGAGAUCCAGCAGGCGGCGGAGCGGCCGGAGCGCAACUUUGUGGACACCCGGCAGCUGAAGGUGUGCGCCACUUGCUUCGACCUGUCAGUCAGCCUGCUGCGAGUGCUAGAAAUGACUGUUACCCUGGUGCCUGAAAUCUUCCUGGACUGGACCCGCCCCUCCGCUGAGCUGCUGCUCCGUCGAUUGGCUCAGCUUUUAAACCAGGUGCUGAAUCGUGUGACCGCAGAGAGGAACCUGUUUGACCGAGUGGUCAACCUUCGCCUCCCAGGGCUGGAGAGUGUGGACCACUACCCCAUCCUGGUGGCUGUGACUGGCAUCCUGGUGCGCAUCCUGGUGGACUCCGACAGGCAGGGGGUGUCCAGGGCAGCUGCGGUCCUGCUGUCUGACCCCUGCUUCCAGCUGCACUCCAUACAGCACCUCCUGGGCAAGAGCGAGACGGCUACUGGAGGGGGUCCCCCACCGCCCUCCGAUCGCAAGCACUUUUCCCUGCAUGCCUACACUGAUUACAUCAGCGCAGAGGAGGAGCAGAAGGUGGAGCAGAUGUUGACCUUCUUGACAGAGGAAUCCAAGCAGGCAGCGGCCAGUGCAGCACCCACCAGCGAGGAGGACCUUUGUCCUAUCUGCUAUGCACAUCCAAUCUCUGCCAUCUUCAAGCCCUGCUCCCACAAGUCCUGCAAAGCCUGUAUUAACCAGCAUCUGAUGAACAACAAGGACUGCUUCUUCUGCAAGGCCACCAUCACUGGCGUGGAAGACUACAGCAAGCCGGCCUCCUCUUAGCACCCCUCCCGAGAGCAUACACCAGACGGAGGGGCUGCCUCACACACAUGCAGCAUACACACCGCACCUCUCCCUCACACUCGCAUACAAACA